Molecule: messenger RNA, 1313 nt
Organism: Anopheles stephensi (Asian malaria mosquito)
Lineage: Eukaryota; Metazoa; Arthropoda; Insecta; Diptera; Culicidae
Exons: 3
Coding region: 162-1070 (302 amino acids)
Biological process (GO): actin cytoskeleton organization; muscle structure development
Cellular component (GO): stress fiber; adherens junction; filamentous actin
Molecular function (GO): actin binding; muscle alpha-actinin binding
Source: RefSeq, a predicted model, not a curated record
AACCUAUUCUUUGGCCCACUGGUUCAGUGUUACGUUGAUAGUCACCGCCGAAGCAGCGCGGCUAGGACCAAUUUCUUUCCCUUCGCAAAAAGCGUUACUUGAUCCGCAAAGCUCGCUACACAAGAGUGGCGAACGGUGUAGCAUAGUGUCCGGCUAAGGGGAUGGCACUGGACGAACCGAAGGUGGCACCGGAAGGUGACCAGCAGCCAGUGGACAGCAAUGGAACGAACGCGAAACGUGACGACGCACCGGACUACUACAAACGACCCAAGUUCAAGCGAAACAUCAUCCCGUUCGACACGGAGGACCUGUCGGUGCGAGUAAUCCGGGAACGUUUUCUCAUCCCGAACCAGGUGUCCGAGGGCAGCCCGGCCCAGAAAGCGGGCCUUGCGCUGGGCGACCAGAUCCUGAAGAUCAACGGGGCCGAUGCGUCGGCGAUGCGCCUCGCUACGGCCCAAGCCGUCAUUAAACAGGCCGGCGAACAGCUGCAGAUGAUCGUAGCAAAAGACGACGAGAAAAAUCGCACAGCCGAAGAGCAGGGUCAGCCGAAGGAAACGCGCGAGGUCAAGUUCGUAGGUAAUGAGCAGGAGCAGCAGCAGGCGGCCGAUGUCACUAACAAACCCGCUCCCCAACCUAAAACCGACGAACGUGAAAAUUGGACGCAACCCCCGGAGCGCAAGGUAUGGCAUCCGAUCGUAUGGCAGCAGCCACCGCCCCCAAUCCCGCCGGAUCUAUACGGAAAGGAUGCACCGCACCAGCAGCUGAUCGCCAACAUCCGCCGGUUGCUGACGGAAACGCGCACCAAGCCGGAAGAGCGCCAGAAACACAUCGAGCGUAUGAUGCUUUCGCUUCCGACCGGUUCCCGGCGGGAGGAGGAUGAGGACGAGCAGCCUCAGCCGCCCCCACCGAAGCCGAAGAAAAAGAAGAAGAACAAGGGCAAGGCAAAGCCGAAGGCAGCUCCACGGACACGCCUGGACAGUGAAACGUCGGAGGAUGGAGACGUGUCGGAGGUGGCUCCAGCAGUCGAACCAGCCGAGACGAUUCCCGAGGAAGUCAGUGCCGAAGCUUAGGGGGUGGAUGGAACACGGUUCCCUCUGGCCCACAUACUGACGGAGCUGGCACAAUUACUGUGUAGGAGUAAAUAACAGACUAUCUCAGAUUUUCCAAGCAAGGUGUAGAUGGGAGUUGUAUUAAACGAAACGAACAUGAUUUGUUAAAGCUUUGUUGUGCUCUUUGAUCAAUGUACUUAACCUCGAUUUGUUCCGAUGUUGAAUAAAAUCGUUUCUUUUUUUUUGUUUUAUACAUUAUUACAA